GAGUGCUACCAUUGACAAUGUUUGUCCGACAAAAUUUAUCGAAAAUCUUCCGGCCUUGGGAUAUGAGUGACAGUAAAGAGAUGACCAGUGAUACAAUGAGUGUAAAAGAAACAAAGCCACUGCAGCGGAAGGAUGAAAAGCGGGAAAACCGCUUGCGAAAAAUUCGAGGUAGCUUCAAGAAGAGCGAAGGCAAUAUUCACCAGGACUGUACUGUUUCCACAACUACAGAAGAUGUCAAACCACUGAACGUAACAAACCCUGUGGAAUCACCUGUGGACAGACUCACACUUUGCUGUGACAGACUACUUGAAGAACCAAAACCUGAAUUAAAAUCUCCCAAAACAAGCAACGUCGAAACUUCUUUCACAUAUCCUAAUAUCCCCCAAAAUAUCUAUCAAGGGCUUGAAUAUCCUGAUAUAACUCAAACCUUAGUAUCUCAAUCUGAUCCAUUGUUACUAGAAUCUUUAGCGCAAGGAUAUGCGAUGGAAUUGGAAUAUGCUAGAAUACUCCAACAAGAAGAAGAAGCAAAACUCCUGAACGCAAGAAAGCAACGUCCAAAGAAAUACAAAUGUCCACACUGUAACGUGGGCUUUUCAAACAACGGGCAACUGAAGGGCCACGUCAGAAUCCACACUGGGGAGCGGCCUUUUAAAUGCGAUGAAAAGGAUUGCGGGAAGACGUUUACAAGGAAUGAAGAACUGACGAGGCAUAAGAGAAUACACUCUGGAGUUCGACCCUACGCGUGUUCAACCUGCGGGAAAAAGUUCGGGAGGCGCGAUCAUCUAAAGAAACACACGAGAACACAUUUCGUCCAAGCUGAACGGAUGAUGCCAGUUUUCGUGCCUCUCGCCGCAAUGCCUCACGUCGGCUUUCCUUAUUUAUAUGGAUACUGAUGAUUGUAGCUUAAAACAUCAAAUUUAAAAAAAAAGGAGAUUAUGUAAUUAAUCCAUGUAUAGGUAACCUCUAGAACGGUUCUUCGGUUCGGUGUUGUAAAUUUCCUGAAUAGUUUUCAUCCGUUGCCUUAUCGUGAAUCUUGAAAGUUUUCAAGCAAUAGUUCAUUAUAUCAGUGCCGAGAUUGUACAGCUUUUAAAAGAGUUACAGAGCUUUUAAAACAUUCAUGUAUAAAAAGGAAUAGGAAUAAAAUUGUAAUUUUCAGGAAUCCUGAUAAAGUA
Messenger RNA from Leptidea sinapis, 1172 nucleotides. RefSeq names its product zinc finger protein 430-like (gene hkb). Gene Ontology annotation, molecular function: RNA polymerase II cis-regulatory region sequence-specific DNA binding; DNA-binding transcription factor activity, RNA polymerase II-specific. Lineage: Eukaryota; Metazoa; Arthropoda; Insecta; Lepidoptera; Pieridae. Bases 18 to 893 code for a protein of 291 amino acids. The transcript has a single exon. The record is from RefSeq and is a predicted model, not a curated record. Gene Ontology annotation, biological process: regulation of transcription by RNA polymerase II.